This is a messenger RNA of Pterocles gutturalis (yellow-throated sandgrouse), 1179 nucleotides long. It is a transcript of the gene UBR7, whose product is annotated as ubiquitin protein ligase E3 component n-recognin 7 (putative). The annotation marks the transcript as partial. Gene Ontology annotation, molecular function: zinc ion binding; ubiquitin protein ligase activity. Gene Ontology annotation, cellular component: cytoplasm. Lineage: Eukaryota; Metazoa; Chordata; Aves; Pterocliformes; Pteroclidae. The record is from RefSeq and is a predicted model, not a curated record. The transcript is spliced from 9 exons.
GUAAUUAAAAAUCUGAAAUACUAUGUAUUUCUUUCCAGGAACUUCCGCUGUGACUGUGGAAAUAGCAAGUUCAAAAAUCUGCAGUGCAAAUUAUUCCCAGAAAAGAGCAAGGUGAAUUCAGGAAAUAAGUAUAACGACAAUUUCUAUGGAUUAUACUGUACUUGUAAAAGACCUUAUCCUGAUCCUGAAGAUGAGAUUCCAGAUGAGAUGAUCCAAUGCAUAGUUUGUGAAGACUGGUUCCAUGGAAGGCAUCUUGGUGCAAUCCCCCCUGAAAGUGGAGACUUCCAUGAAAUGGUAUGCCAGGCCUGCAUGAAUCACUGCCAUUUCCUUUGGGCCUAUGCAUCGCAAUUAGCAGUUCCUCCUUUGACCAAAGUGAACUCCCUUGAAGAGGAGGGGAUUGUCCUGAAGGUUGAGGAAAGUGAAGAGCAGAAAAAAGAAAUAAAAAAAGAAACUGGAGUGGAACACCAAGAAGAGAAGGAAGAAAAGCCAAUGGAACAGUUUAAUGAACCAUCCACUAGCUCUGGGUCCGCUUGUCCAGAGGUAGUUACUAAGAAUGAGGAGCCAGUCUGCAAGCUGAAAGAACUCCAGAGCAAGCAAUUUUUAAAAAAAGAUACUGCCACCUUUUGGCCAUCGAACUGGAGAAGCAAAUUAUGCACCUGUGAAGACUGUUUGAAAAUGUAUUCAGAGCUUGAAGUCCAGUUCCUGACAGAUGAAUGUGACACUGUCCUGGCUUACGAAAAUAAAGGUACCAGCGACCAGGAAACAGAGAGGAGAGAUCCUUUAAUGGACACCCUUAACAGCAUGAACAGAGUCCAGCAAGUAGAACUCAUCUGUGAAUACAAUGAUUUAAAGACAGAACUGACUGACUAUCUCAGGAGAUUUGCAGAUGAGGGAACGGUGGUUAAAAGAGAAGACAUCCAGCACUUCUUUGAAGAGUUUCAGUCACGGAAAAGGCAACGGACUAACAGGGUGCAGUACUACUGUAGUUAGACUGAGAGGGUUUGGGUCUGAAAGGACAACUGUGGAAACAAUAUACAUUGACAAACAGAAGAGGCAUCUUCAGUAUUUGGCUUCUCAUCAAAAUCCAGCUGUCCAAGAAACAUCUUCGUUUUGUCUCAUAUUUCCUUUAUUUGUAGCAACUAGAACAUGUCCUUAGCAGGUACAUUGCAGUUACAAGGA